GUCUGCGUGACAUUUUGUCACGCAGCCCUCACACGGAUUGCAUUUCCCUCCAAGAUUUCUUGUCCUUGUCCUUGUUAUUGAGCGUAGAAUUUAUGGAACCCGCUCAAUUUCUUUAACUUAGUGUGCAAUUUUGGUCUCCUUUCAAACAACUUAAAGGCGUUUGAAACAAUUUUGUCGGCAUUUUGCGAACCUGCACACCGACAGAGCAUAUUAGCGGACAAAGGUGUUCCCUGUUCAAGCAACAAAGGCCUUGUUGUAGUCUUUCUUUGACACCCAGUCAAGCCACUUGGAUCCAGUCCUGACGCAUGGCUUGCACUGAAAAAGAUCGCGUGCAGCGUUUUUCAAAAUACCGAGGCCGGCAGUAUUCUCCAGACUGAAAACUGCAGUUCCUUUUAGAUAGAAACCUAAUCCAGUGUCAUUCCUUUGUGUAAGCCUUGCCUUGAGGAUGCGAUGAUUACCUCGUUCCCUGUGAAGAAGGACGUGUUUGCCCAUUUGAAAGUGGGAAAUCCGAAGUCCUUCCGUCGGCUUUUCACUAGCAAACUUGUAAGAUUUGUGAUAGCUUUUUUCCUUCUCCUUUCUAUUGUAACUGCUGAUGGAUAUGAAAAGAGAGUUUCUCCUGAAGUGCCUUCUUUUAAUCAAACAGAUCUGCCAGGAUUGAAUGCUUCUGAAAGAUAUACAAUAGAGGCCAAUGCAAGCAGAAGGACAACCAACAUACACAAUGAAGAAAAUAGCACAGCAGUACCAUUUUUAGCAGAAAAAGACUAUUUAUUUAGUGAAAACCCUUUAAAAUACUCUGUACUUUUUAUUCUUAGACAAGCUGUAGACAAUAGUAGAUUUCUCAUAAAUGUUAAUGCUGUCCAAGGAAGUUUAUCUGAAACUUUAUACGCCAUUACAGUUCGCAAUAGAACGGUUUUGUUCCGUCAUAAUAAUUCCAUUAUUGGACUGUUCAUAUUGGCAAAUGUUUCAUCCUGGCAAAAACUACUAGUAAACUUUAAUCACAGAGAAAUCACUGUAACCCAGGAGUGUGUGGAAUUCAACUACUUAUCUCUACCAAGCACAAGUAAUUUGGAAGAGUGGGAGAAGAUCACUGUUACAGUGCAAACUGAGAAUUCUCACGACAAUAUUGAGGAAGACAUUUGUGAACUGUUGCUAGUGGACGAUCAAGAAAUUGUAGAUAAAUUUUGCAACAGACCUUUAUCAAAUGAUUGUGCCAAUAGAGUGCACUUCAGUGCUGAACAACAGAUAAUGGGAAAUCGGAACAAUGUUGAAACACAAUCAGGCCAGGGUCUCGUUUCCAUGCCAGCACCGUCUAGAGUAAAGGGUCCCCCCAGCAAUUCAAAGAAGGGAAUUACCAGAGUUAUUAGAGUCAUUCAGUCUCCUGGACAUCCUGGAUUGGUUGGGGAGAUAGGACCAAAGGGCUUUAAGGGUGACAAAGGCAGAAAGGGUCCUUAUGGCAUCCCAGGAAAACCUGGUCCUCGAGGCCCUCCAGGUGAGAGGGGUACUGAAGGACUUAAAGGAGAUCCUGGAAUUGUUGGACACCAGGGCCUUGGGGGUAGAAAAGGCCCAAAGGGAUUCCCAGGACCAUUGGGUGAUGCAGGUGAAAUAGGCAUGGCUGGUUUACCUGGGGUUGAAGGUGUUCAGGGUGCAUCUGGCCCUGCUGGUGUGCCUGGCGAUCCAGGACCUGAAGGGUUUCUAGGCUCCCGUGGGCAAAUGGGUUUGAUAGGAGCAUCAGGAAACCCUGGAGUUCAAGGACCGCCGGGUUCUAGAGGAAUUCAAGGACACGAGGGAGAUCGUGGGCAACAAGGACCAGAGGGGAACCGUGGUAAAAGAGGAGCAAAGGGUAAUUCUGGAAGUAGUGGAUUCUAUGGCGUGAAAGGGAAAAAGGGAAUUACAGGUCCGCAAGGCCCAAAAGGACAACAAGGUGCAAAAGGCCACCAGGGCAUUCCAGGCCCGGUAGGAUUGAGAGGUGCGCAGGGUGCUCCGGGGUCAAAGGGUCCACCAGGAGAUCCAGGAUCGCAAGGUUCCACAGGAUUUACCGGUCACAAGGGUAUGCCUGGAAAACCUGGGAGGGCUGGAACACCUGGCCAGAAAGGAAGCUUAGGUCCUGUGGGAGAACUCGGAAUGUAUGGCCCAAAAGGGAACAAAGGAGAUAAGGGUGACAGCGGUCGUCGUGGUUUUCGUGGUAGACGUGGAGUGCAAGGAGACCCAGGAAGAAAAGGUGGAAGAGGUUACGUUGGCUUAAAUGGAGACAAGGGAUCAUUGGGAACGAUUGGAGAAUCCGGCCUACAAGGACAGCUGGGAUUACCAGGAGCUGCAGGAGCCCUCGGCGGUCCUGGCGCAAGAGGACCUGCGGGAUUUCGUGGCCCAAACGGUACACUUGGUGCGUUAGGGAAACCUGGACCAAAGGGCAUUGUUGGGAAGCCUGGUAACCAGGGACCACAUGGCCCAGAAGGACAAGAUGGACCUGUUGGAACGCGUGGAUCAAUUGGAGAAGCUGGACCUCAAGGACUACAAGGUGAAAUAGGUCCCAAGGGAGGCCGUGGCAAGAUUGGCGAGCCAGGAAAACAGGGUGUCACUGGUCCUCCUGGAUUGAAAGGUGCUGAUGGAAUCUUGGGCCCGCAUGGUGACGAGGGAGAAGUGGGGCCCAUAGGCGAUCCAGGACAAAUAGGUUCUGUGGGAUCCCAAGGAGUCAUGGGCUUUCCUGGACACCAGGGUCCAUCUGGUCCAUUGGGUAAGCCUGGUCUGGCAGGGACUGAAGGAGAACAGGGAGACAGUGGACCUCUAGGCUUUCAAGGGUUGGCAGGGACCGCCGGCGAAGAGGGGGAGGAUGGCUUGCCCGGUCAGAGAGGUCCUCCAGGAAGUCAGGGGCCGUUUGGUGGACCGGGACCUCCAGGCAAAACCGGAAGCAAAGGAGCAAGUGGCUUAAAGGGUGAGGGUGGUGCGCCAGGACCUAAGGGACCCAGAGGAGACCAGGGCUCAAAAGGAACUGUGGGAGAUGGCGGAUUGCCUGGAACUCAAGGAAGCUUGGGGAAAGAGGGCCAGUCUGGACUGUCUGGUUUGAUUGGUACUCCAGGAAUGCAGGGACCAAAGGGCGAAGACGGCAAUCCUGGUUUAUGGGGAGAUCCUGGAAUGAAGGGACAGGAGGGAAUGCAGGGUUUGCGAGGAAGACCAGGUUCUAGAGGUGACAUGGGCCCUAUAAGUAGUGAGCCUGGUGCUCCAGGAGAAAUGGGAGAAGAAGGUGACAUAGGAGAGACGGGUGAAAAGGGGGAGAAAGGAACUAGAGGAUCAUCUGGAAGAAAAGGACGAAUGGGUUAUGCUGGCGAAAAAGGACUGUCUGGUGAACGUGGCAUGCCCGCAACACUGGCGUUUGUGGGGGCACCAGGGAAGAGAGGAGACAAAGGCUCGACUGGAGGUCAGGGUUUUCCUGGUGCUCCAGGCCCUCCUGGAGAUGCCGGAAUUAUUGGUCACGGGGGACUUACAGGUGUCCCGGGUGUAAAUGGACUUAUUGGUGACCCCGGAGGGAAGGGUGAACGCGGGAAAAAAGGCGAGGAAGGCAAAAACGGUUCACCCGGACUUAAGGGCCAACGUGGAUUCAAAGGACAAAGCGGAGAUUCAGGGAUAGAAGGACCUAUGGGAGCAAGAGGAAAAGCAGGUUUUCAGGGCAACGUAGGAGGGAAGGGUGAAAAGGGCGAACAAGGUGACCAAGGUAGCCUUGGAGCUGGUGGACAGCCAGGACCAAAGGGACCUGUUGGUCUACCUGGAAUGAGAGGGCUUGACGGUUCCAGAGGACCUCAGGGAGCAAAAGGUGCGAUUGGACCUAUUGGCUACCUAGGAACAAAAGGCGUGGAGGGACAUCCCGGAGGAAAAGGUGCACCCGGAGACUUGGGAACUCGAGGCGAAAUGGGGGAGAGAGGUAGUCCUGGAGACAAGGGGCCUACCGGCCCGAAAGGAAAGCGGGGAUCUGAGGGUCCUGUGGGACCUCGAGGACAGGCUGGCAAGGCAGGAGAAAGGGGAGAUGCUGGAAUGCCUGGCCGUGAGGGCAGCCCAGGAUCGGAUGGAAAUGAGGGUCUUUACGGUGUUGUGGGAGGCAGAGGCGUACCGGGAGCUGCAGGUCAGAAGGGGCUGAAAGGAAUCUCCGGUGCAAGUGGACCACCGGGUCCCCCUGGCCAGGUGAUCGGACUUCACAGGCUUGGUCAUCAUAAUUACCUGGAUCAGUCGGUACAAAAUCUCAAGACGCUACUGUACAUGUCUUCAACGGUGGAGAACUACAAAUUUCCUUUAGGCACCAGGGACAAUCCAGCUAUGACUUGUAAAGAACUCAUGGACAUUGACGACAUUCGGGAUGGUUAUUACUGGAUUGAUCCAAACCUUGGUUGCCCUGCUGAUGCCAUUAAAGUGUACUGCAACUUUACAGCUGGUGGAGAAUCCUGUGUUCCUCCUCUUCGGGAUAAAAUCCCUAAAAGGACCUGGAAAAGUGGCCCAGAAGCAACAUGGGAAAGAUUUUCAAAUCUUGAACAAGGUUUUAAGAUCAGUUACCUAGCCAGUAAAAUUCAGUUUAACUUCCUGCGACUUGUCAGCACCAGAGUCAGACAAACCGUGACAGUCAAGUGUAAGAGAAUUGUAGUAUGGUUCCAUAGGGCCACCAAAAGCCAUCGUUACUCGUGGAUCUUUCAUGGAAGAAAAGGAUUCGACUUUACACCGACAAGCAAUCCAACACCAAACGUUGCACUGGACUACUGCCAGCGCGAUGAUGGAAGGUGGCGCAGAACCGAGUUUAUCUUUGACAGUGACAAAGUUGACGUUCUCCCCCUUGAAGACUUGACAUUCUUUCAUCGAGCAGUUGGCAACGAACAGUUUGGCGUCAAAAUUGGACCAGUUUGCUACCAGUGAUUAAGUUUUGGAGGACAUUUGACAGAUUACGACGACUUAGUUUCUUUUAGUAGAAAGCGACUAAACCAGCUAUUAAGAAAGCCGCUGUAUUUAUUUUUUAUAGACAGGGGAUACUUUCCCGCUCUUGGCUACUUCUUACAUUAAAUCUCUAUGGUUUAACCAUAUAACGUUCUUAAAUCACCGGACUCUAAACUAACUCUUUGUACCCUUGCUGGUCAAGUUUCAUUUAAACAAGAAGGGUUUAUUAUUAUCUAACGUGGGACCUGAAUUAACUGCGGCGACAGUGGCGUGUGCUGCUCUCAACGUCCAGUCAAGGGUAACCGUAGACACCAGUUUGGCACUUUUGAGAACGGCUGGUUACUCGGCUAAAUGAGGGACUGAGAGUAUGAGUUUUAAAUGUGUUUUGUUGAGAAGGGAAGGGAAUGACUCCGAACAAACAAGGUUUAUUUAGGUUAAACAUUUCUGUACUUCUUACACCAGUUGUUUGGGAGGAGGUAAGGAGUGGUCGGCGAAAGUUGCUAAUGCAGUAUUUUAGAUCAAGCAAUAGCUAGCUCUAACUAAAGUUCUUAACAGUACCCAAAAACUUGUGAGUUAACGUUAGAACGUAUCUGCAUGUAAUUUGUGCGGUUUCCACUUUUAUUCUAAAUGUUUAAACCUAAAAAGUUGAGACGGUUUUGUUUUGUAAGAUUGAGUAGAAUUUUAAUAAAAAUCCGAAUAAAAUAGCCGGGGCUCUUUCACCGCUGCUUUGAAAGGUUGAAUUGACUUAGAAACUACGACAUAAUUCAUGUUUCUUUUCGAAAUCAGCUAAGUAGAAACCUCAAGCCCGUAAUCAUGUGAACCUGACCAUCAACGAUUACUGGAAAUGAAAUGGGUGGGCCAGGAAGCAGUGAAAGUUUUAUGUCAAGGAUAGCAAUAAACGUUCCAAAGUGAAAAAUUCAAAAAGCGUUCAUAUAUCCGCGCCAAUCUUGAAUUUUACAACGCUUCUGCACAUUUCAUUUUCAGUCAGGACACUAGAUGCUGGUCGUCAUUCUCUUGAUUGACAAGGUCACGUGGUUCAGCACAGGGUUUUAACGCACCCAUCAGGUCGCUGGUUAAAACGAACGAGUGUGUUAAAUUAGCGAUUUAUUCUGUGUUUUCUACCCUGUUUCCAGUUGUAUAAUAACCACUUCGCAAUAAUUUAUUAUCUAAAACCUUUGGCGUUUAAUCAGAAAUUAACACUAUGAAAUUAAAGGUUCCCAUUGGAGCGCGAAAAUUUGUCAGAUUAGGAUUCGCUCUAACCAACGCAACUCUAUUGUUUUAAGGAGUUGAAGGGUGAGAUGUUGCUAAAGCUGCUUUUAAACAAAUAAAAUUGAAGUUAAAACAUUGGCGAUAGCCGCUGUUGCAAAGUACAACAGAGUAAGGAAAUUUCAACUAAAGUAGCUAAACUUAAAUUAAUCUUGAAUGUUUGCCAAUAUCGUAACGGAGUUGAUCUGAUAUUGAGAUAAUAACGAUACGACGACAAGACGAGAACGCGAUUAAUUUCACCCGGCUGGCAGACGGCAACUUUUUCAGAGCGAUCAUGGAAGAGAGUGAUAACAAAAAAAUCGUCUUCAAUUUACGUUAUUAUCACAACGGAGCCACAUAUCUACUAAAUUAAUUUUUUAAAAUGAAAACUCCAAAUGCCAGCGGAAAUAAAAAAAAUUGUGUCCGGCAUCCCUAUUAUACCAUACUAUAUUGACAAAUUGUUACUUUACUCAAUAAAAAACAAAGUAUAACACUUUGUUAAUAAUAACGAUAACUACAACAUAAGCGUUCAAUGAAAUAUUUCGGUUGAAAAACCUACUUCCCUUUUCCAAGGAAGUAAUUACAAAAUUUGUAGAUCUGUAUAUUAGUAUAUCGAACUAUUAUUAUAUUUUAGCUUUUGUCUUUUCUUAAAGGCAAUUCAACUGUGGAAUAGCAUUUAGAAUAAUUUAAUUGCCUCAUCUUAUUUAAAUGCUAACAUCAGUUCACUGCUAAUAUAAAUUACUCUUUGUAGUGCGGACUGUCGGUCGAUGCCGCGAAUUGUUUCCGAGUUAUUUUGUUUAUUUGAUUAACUGAAUAUAUUGUUUUCCCUUUGGAUCA
Molecule: messenger RNA, 6990 nt
Organism: Orbicella faveolata
Lineage: Eukaryota; Metazoa; Cnidaria; Anthozoa; Scleractinia; Merulinidae
Molecular function (GO): extracellular matrix structural constituent
Source: RefSeq, a predicted model, not a curated record